AUGGCUGAAAGCUCAGUUGCGGCCGAAACGGCCGCUCGUGCUUGUGCUGCAUGCCACAAGAACAAGCGUCGCUGCGAUAAGAGUAUCCCGACCUGUUCUUUAUGCAAAAGGUUUCGCCGUCCUUGCGAUUAUUCGGGGCUAACAAAUGGUACCGAUGACUCGGCGAGUCUGCGCUCCAGAAUCUCUGAACUGGAGCAGCAGGUUGCUCGGCUAUCAAACCAGACGCCAUCGACAUUGUCAAAUUUCGACGAUAUAACGGCUGCGCCAAUGCUUCACGAUGCUUCAUCGCGGCUUUAUGUCAAAUCCCUUUUCCUGGACUCAGGGCUCUCGGAAUAUUGCAUCAAAUCUAAUCCUGUGGUUAAUGUUUCCAUUCCCCAAGAAGUAAUUACUGCCAUUGGUGAUCAAUUAGCCGUCGAUCAUAUAAAAACUCAGUACUUUCGAUUGAUGAAUACUUGGAUGCCUAUCUUGAACGAAGCCAAGUUAGACAGACUGAUCAAUCCUCGGAGCCAGAAUGGGCUAAGGCCAGAUACUGCGCUGCUAUUACUGUCCAUGAAGCUGAUUCUCGAAGUGCCAACAAACAACGAUGCAGAACGCUCACCCCUUUACGUGAUUUCAAAAAAGUUCUGCUAUACACUGGACGGAUUGUACACUUUGACGAAACUGCAGGCCACUUUGAUCAUUGCGGUGUAUGAAUUGGGCCAUGCUAUAUUUCCGGCGGCUUAUACGUCUAUCGGAACAUGUGCCAGUCAUGGCAUUACCCUCGGCUUGCAUAAUAAGCUGGCUCCGCAAAUGCUACAGACACCACGGAGCUGGGUGGAUUGGGAGGAAAGACAAAGAGCAUGGUGGUACGUGGUAAUACUCGACAGAUAUGUUGCAGCUGGGAGCGACCAGCGGUCAUUAUUCACGGAAGACCCAACUAUUGACACGCCCAUUCCCGUAGAUGAUGAGGCUUGGAAAAAUGGGGAAAUCGUGCCCCCAGAAAGAUUAUCUUUAGCAUCUGCUACCAGCAUGCAGGUCAGCCCAUUUGCACGCGUGGCUCAAGCGUCACAUUUAUUAGGACGAGUGAUCAAGCACUGCAAUGAUCAAACUAGAGCUUUCUAUCUCGCACAGUCUCUUUGUUUGAGUGCUCAGAUGAAGCUCAGCGAUCAUCACAGUUGUGACUCGUUCAGCGAAAACAUGCCAAUUGAUAUAGAAACAGCGGCGCUUCUUCGUGAAUGCAUGGAUCGUUCCAUUGCCAAGAUGAAGGAGAACUGCUCUCGAGUCGUGUCCUUUGCCCAGGUGCUGAUGAAACUGGCGCAAGACUCUCACUUGGUGUGUCUCUCCCCUCUAGUGUUACAUUGUCUGUAUCGUACAUCCGUUGCUCUUUCGUGGAUGGCCAUGGAAACGAGCAAUGAGCAAUAUCUCAUUGGAAAGACGAUAUGUGUAAACGCUCUUCAGAUGAUGAAUACCAGAUGGAAAGCUGCAGGAGCCUACCUCGAGCUUUUAAAUGUAGCAGAGCGGGAAAUGGGACAAGAGACUUUCUAAAAGAGCAAAGUAAUGCAGUUCAGUCAACUCCAUAGUCUCCGUAAGAACGGGGUAUCAUAGGUCGUAUGAUACUGAUCCCCUAUUCCUCAGCAACUCCGACACAUAUAAUCCACCCUCUUCCUUACGCCGUUCUUAAGCCACGCGGCAUCAUUUCCGACACCAGGGCCCUUGGCGGGUCCCGUAUAUCUGAUAUCAUGUUGGCAGUACAAAGUGGCCAAGGCUAAUGUUAAUGGGGCUAUGACUAUCGGCCGUUUGAAGCGUUUGGCUUUUGUUACAUCGGAAUAAAGAAGGGCAAAGGCGGAAUAGGGACAUGUACAUCGGGUCAUGUAAAAACUUAACUGGGUUAGCUGCAGCGGCCGCAGCUGUUGUAGUAGGCCUCAGUUGAC
Molecule: messenger RNA, 1910 nt
Organism: Trichoderma harzianum CBS 226.95
Lineage: Eukaryota; Fungi; Ascomycota; Sordariomycetes; Hypocreales; Hypocreaceae
Exons: 7
Coding region: 1-1524 (507 amino acids)
Biological process (GO): DNA-templated transcription; regulation of DNA-templated transcription
Cellular component (GO): nucleus
Molecular function (GO): DNA-binding transcription factor activity, RNA polymerase II-specific; DNA binding; zinc ion binding
Source: RefSeq, a predicted model, not a curated record